This is a messenger RNA of Dicentrarchus labrax (European seabass), 9259 nucleotides long. RefSeq names its product N-acetyltransferase 8-like (gene aspnat). Gene Ontology annotation, cellular component: mitochondrial membrane. Lineage: Eukaryota; Metazoa; Chordata; Actinopteri; Moronidae. The coding region runs from base 392 to 1228 and encodes 278 amino acids. The transcript has 3 exons. Gene Ontology annotation, molecular function: L-aspartate N-acetyltransferase activity. The record is from RefSeq and is a predicted model, not a curated record.
GCCCACAUCCUCAAAAUACACACUUAACACCGGCACACACACAAGCCUGAUCAGAUGCAGAGCGAGCGACUGUGUCUGUCUCUCUCCCUCCCUCCUCCCUCGUCCACCAGCAUUUAACGGCGCACCGCUUCCACCAAUCUGUGCAGCGAGAGGACCACCCCAACCCCUGAACCUGAAUCUACCCGCCCUGCCCGUUUAUAAAUACUGCUUGAAUCACACCGGCAAGUCUUGGUCGUCAGAAACGCUCAGGGUUGCAGCAGAACAUCCCCCUUUCGUCUUAUCCCCCUUCAUCGUUUCUCUGUUUUUUAAGAAAAUCUUACGCAUCAUCCAUUUUUCACUCUCAUUCUCCCUCCUUUUUCCGAACUGUAGUUGUUUUUUUGCGGCCAGUUGCAUGCAUUUUUCGUCUCCCAAAAUGGUUUGCGAGACUAAAAUUGUUGCGGACGAACACGAUGCUAUACCUGGGACCAAAAAAGAGUCGAUCAUGUGGAGCUCUCCUCCGUCCAGCGCGGCUCUAAACCCCGCCGAGGCAAAGGAUGUGAGGAAAGAUGCGGUUUUUAUCCGCGAGUUCGAGCGCGGGGAUCAGGAGGAGGUGCGGCGCAUCUUUUACGAGGGUAUUAUGGAGAGGAUACCCAACACGGCGUUUAGGGGGCUCAGGCAGCAGCCCAAGACUCAGUUUUUAUAUGCUCUUCUGACAGUAAUGUGCUUUUUCGUGACCAAAUCCGUCACGCUGACCUGCUGUGCGCCCCUCAUUCUCAUGGGUGCGCGCUACUACUACAGCAGGAAAGUUAUCCAGAGUUAUCUGGACUGUGCUCUGCACACGGACAUGGCUGACAUAGAGGCUUAUUACAUGACACCCGCAGGCUCCUGUUUCUGGGUGGCGGUGCUGGAUGGACGCGUGGUGGGGAUUGUGGCAGCACAAGGCCGCGAGGACGACAACACGGUUGAGCUGCGGCGCAUGUCGGUGGACUCUCGCUACCGUGGCAAAGGCAUCGCAAAGGCCCUGGGUCGCCGGGUCCUGGAGUUCGCCGUGCGCAACAACUACGCCGCCGUGGUCCUCGGCACGACGGCUGUCAAGUUGGCCGCCCACAAGCUGUACGAGUCGCUGGGCUUCCGCCGAACGGGCCAGAGCGAGGACUACAGGCUCCCCGGGAUGAGCCGCUCGCCGCUGGAGAGGCUCUUCUUCCAGAUCCGCUACAGCCGCUACCGCCUGCAGCUCCGUGAGGAGUGAGAGGUGACAGGGAGAGGGAGAGAGAGAGAUGGAGAGGGGGAGAUGGAGAAAAAGAGAGGGACAGAGAGAGAGAGAGAGAGAGAGAGCAACAACCCUCCUUCACCUGAGAGCCCCGACCGACCGCAUCCUCUCCUCUGACAGCUUUUAUUUAUUUUGUGUCAUUAGAGAUAACUUCGAGUACUACUUAACACUUCUACUACUUCAUCUUCAAAGUCACUAACGUUUUCAUUACUAUUAUGCUUUUGUUGCUGUUGUUUUUGUAUUAUACUUUUACAUUUUUAAAUAAGAGUUUGUUUCUUUUCCUCUAUUUUAUUAAGCUAUUUUUUUUUGUACCUUUACCCCUCCCUUUCCAUUGUGGGAGAAAAAAAAACAAAUUGGCCUUUAUAAAAGAUAUUUUACUGGCAACCCAACUAGGUACCCCUCCCCUGCCCCCCUGCCCCUUUGGUUUUAAGAUGAUAAGAUGAUUGGACUCUGAUCAAUACUUCCCCUUCAUUACAAUUCCACAAUGCCCUCUUUUACCCCUCCCCGUUACCUCAAGCCCUCCCCUUCCCUCCCACAUUCUUCUAAUUUCCCCACAGUAAAAUUCAAUGGACGGGUUUUGACACAGGAGAGUGCAAUGAGACAUUUGCAUUCUGUGUCAUUGGGGGGUUGGACAGAGCCAUGGAUGGGUUGGGAGGGGCAGAUAUGGCUUCCUCGAGAGCAAAAAAAAAAAAAAAAAAGUGGUGGUGGGGGGAGCUUGUGGUACACACUCUCUUUUACAAAAAGCUCUGCAAUGUUACAUUUUGUGUGUGCAUUGUGGACAGAGCGUGGUCUCUCACACACACACACACACACACACACACACACACACACACACACACACACACACACACACACACAAACCAAGUCAUUUUGGCUUUUAACCAGACUCUCAAGACACCAUAUUGAAGCACAGCAAGAGUGUGUUACUGAUCCCCAUAGCGAGAGAGAAGGAUGACAGGAUGGUUACCGGAAUAUGCACUGUGUAUCCUGCGUCCUGGAUGGAUUCGAAUCAACACAGUGCAUCUUCCUCACACACACGUCCAUCCCUCUCUUCGUUCUCCUCGUUAUCCUCCUCAUGAUUUUGAUUGGAUCUCGCCUUCCUUUCUGUUGUUUUUUUUUUCUUCUGGAUCUAUCCUCAGUUAAUUAACUGCUUUUCUCACUGAAGCUGUGGAGAGGGUCUCUGAUUGGUUGAGGUGACGGGAGGGUGGAACUUUCUCGUUGCAGUGUCACGCUGACAGAUCCCAAGAUACAAUAUAGCUGCAUGUCAGAGCUUGUCUGUGUGUGUGUGUGUGUGUGUGCGUGAUUGUUCGGAGUAUGUGACUAUAUGUGUGAGUGUGUGUGUUUGUUUGUGUGUUUGAUGAGGCCAUGGUCAGACAUUUAGACCAUGAGCUCAACAGUGUAUGAGGAACAAUUAACCUAUUUUUAUUUUGCGUGAAACAGACACGCACCUUUCUUGCUAUGAGUCGAGUAUUAUCUAACUAAAACAUUACUACUUUCUAUGUGUACUUAUAAAUUGUUUACUGACUGAAGAAAGAUAAAUUCUAACAUUUUGAAUAUGUUUAGUAUUUGAAUGAUAAUUAGUAAUUUUAUAUCUUUAAAAUAAACAUAUUACCACAUUGUAAUAUGCAAAUUUUUCCGUCAAAACUACGACAAUUACAAAGUAGCUGCAGUCUACACUCCACAUACUUAAUCCAGGUUAUUGGGGAACAACUUGGGUAAGACAUGAAUACUAGCAAUACUUGCAAACCUACAGUACGUAACUGAGCACAAAUAGCAAAUAAUUAUUUAAACCAAUAUAACUGAAUUAGUAUUCCUCCUUCCCCAUGUAUUUAUAUUGUGUAUACAGUUAAAAAAAACUCAUGUAGCGAAACAAAACGUCAGAAGUUUCUCCCAUAACACCUCUCUCCAUCUCCAUCCUCUGACCAUACAACCAGCAGUAGAUUCAGCCAUCCACGACUCUGAGCCUAAGUUCUGUCGUCAUACCCAUUUGUAAAAAGUAACAUAUAAAGCAAAAUACAACAAAAAAAAAAACACAAAAGAUUUAAAAAAAGAGACAAAAAAAAUUGAAUACAAAUGUAAUCGUCAUAAAGUUAGCACUGACCCUCCUUGCCUUGCCACCCUUUUCUCCCCCAAACUCUCCCUGCCUCCCAUUCAUGAAUCUGUCUGCAACCCUGGGCUAGACCCCACACCUUCCAUUUGAACCCUGCACACCCUCCACUGACCUUUGACCUUCCCCUGUCCCAGGCCACACCCAUUUCCUGCCCAUCUUUGCAUGCGCCACAGAGCCUUGCUGCACUGCUUUUAUUAUUCCAUUUGAAGCUUGUUGGACCAACCCUUAGACCCCGCCCCCUUACUCUGAUGUCAUCUAGGCAGUGUGACGCUUUCGGGAAAGGCUGGUGUGCCAGGUUGCAAGGAUGAUGUACGGUUGUAUGAGUAUCGGUGUGAUGCAGAAGACACAGAAAAGUGAGAAAGGUGUGUGUGUGUGUGUGUGUGUGUGUGUGUAUUGCAGACAUAGGAUAUACUCACCAGCUGCAGCACUGCCUGGAUGACAUAAUGCCUGCCAGCCAACCAACUGUAGAAUGCAAAAAGCAAUGCAAGUGUGGCAUGCCUCUGUACCCGGUGUGUGUACGGUGCCUGCCCUGGAAAAGUGUGUAAAAAAAAAAAAAAAGUUAACUAAUUUAUAUACUAUAUAUAUAAAUAUAUAUAUAUAAAAAGAAAAUAAGCUUCUUUUUUUAGAUGAACAUAUAAAAGAAAUGUGUGUUUCUUUGUUUGGGAAAAAAGAAAAAAUUGUACCAUUUGCAUGAAAUGUGUCUUUGAAUGCAAAUAUAACUUUUAGGGGAGAAACUCCUAGCACAUGGCAUACAGUGGAACCAUAGACUUGUCAUUUUUACAAUGGUUUAUUUUUUAUUUUAAAUAAUCUUAAUUCUCUGGAGUCAAGACAAGGGCGUGAAAUUAAUACCAGCCACAAGCCAGUGCUCAUAAAUCUUUAGGAGGUAGCCAACCCUUGUUUAGAAGUUAUAUUCCAUUUAAAAGUCUUGCUAAGCUGAAAGCGGCUAUUGAUAUUCAGAUUUAUCUGUCACUGGCUGGAGGACUGAAAAGUAUCAUAGCUCUUUUUCUAUUAAACCAGCUUGUGCAGGACUUGAGAUCAUCUUAUGGGCAUUCGGAAAAUGAUGCAAGAGAAAACAUGUAUUCCCAUGCAGUACAUAGUGCAAAAAUCUUGUGGUUCUUUACAAGCACCGAGUGAAAUAUUUUUCACCCAACAAGCCCUUUGCCAGGUUUAUCAUAUACAGAUAAAAGGAAACACAGGCAGCAGGAUAGGGUAUUAAGUUUGCAGUGACGGUCAAAUGUUUAGACUUUGUUCCAGGUGACGUAGGUAAUCACUGUUUCCUGUUAAAAGUAUCCUCAAACCCCGAUCUGAACCCGUGUCAGCUAAAUGCCUAAAAUAUUUAGUACAUCCUAGUUUCUUUUACAUCUAACUUUGGAUUAUACUUUCCACAAUAUAUGUUGUUUUUUUUUUUUAGGGAUGUAAAUACAAAACCCCCACAAAAGGACAAAAGUUUUUGACCUUAGCUACUUUAAGCCGUUGAGAUGCCUAUGUUUGUCAGGUCCCGUGAAACUAAAGCUUCGUCACCUUCCCUCCCUUCGUACAAGCCAUGUGUUCAAGCCACGUGUAGAGGAGGCUUAACUACCGACAAGUUCUUUGUCUUUUAAUUGGAGCCAAUCUUACGAUUGAAAACAUAAAAAAAGCAAGGCACAAAUGCACUGAAAGCAUCGAACAGUAUAUAUAGUAUAGAUGUUUUCACUGGGCCGACAUGUGGAGGGUGCCUCACAACACUUUUGAUGCAUCUGCUUUGAACUUGGUUGUUGCUGGAGAGCCAAAAGAGGACCAGGCUGUAUUUUGUGACUUUUCUGGAGCAACAGCUACCACUGACGUUCCUACAGUAGUUACAAACUUCCUACUGAGCUAAGCAGGAAAUUAGGCAACAGGACACAACAACCAAACUACAGUGUGAACACUAUGCUGGAUGUUUUUAUGGUCCCUGUCCAAAAUGUAAUAAUAUCAGAACAUAAAUCAGACUAUAAACUAUCUAUUUCUUCAAAAAAUAAAAUCUGAAAUUACUGUUGUGAAAUGUAGGCUUCAGUGGUGCUGAGGCUUUAGAUUCCCUCACAGAAAAACCACAGCAGAGGCACAUUUGUGUCAAAUAACUUAUGUCAGUUAUCACUGCUAGGGUGUUUAGGUCCUUGCUGUAUGACUCAACCCACUCUUUAUAAGACUUGGGUGAGGUCUGAAGGUUGAGUGAGAGGUGGAUUUUGCUGAGGUGGAUUAUAAAAUAAGCUGCGGUCUGGAUCUUUUGGAAGAAUGUGAAGUCUGUCAAUUCUGAGCCAUUUCUGCUGCUGCCAAUCUCAGUUUUUGCCAGAUGAAAUUUAAAACACUUCAUGUAUUUUUAGGAGAAAUGAUUAUCCAUACUGGUACGUAUUCUGAACAAAGGUAAUAUCAUUCAAAACGCCUUUGCCAAGGCCUUAUGCACUGGAAUCAAACGCUGGAGUUCAAAUAUCUUGUGGACUGCAUGGCUUAAGGUAGUUAAAGGGUGAUUUUUUUAAUUGUAAAGAUGAAGUGCACUGACUAUAAUGCAUUUAUUUCUAGUCUGAGCAAUGUCUGUUUUCUACUUCAUGUGAAUGCUAUGCCCUGUGAAGUCUCACCUCCCAUUUAAAAACUGGUAACGCAUACUUGAUGUUAGAAUGUAGUAAUUAAACUGUAUGCAACUUCUACCAGAGUGUAAAUUUAGAUACAAACAAUUCCUCUGAAAUGUUCUGCUGAUGUACAAUCCAAACACAAUCCCACUUUUUUUUUUUUUUUUGUUUUCUUUGUUUUUUUUAUUUGGUUUUCUGUGAUUUGUUUGAGUGCGAGUGUGCUGUCCUAUUGGUUGAGGUUUGAGAAGGUAUGCUGCAUAAAGGCCUCUCCAGCUGGAGAAGGCUCUUUUAGUUUAGAGUGCUUUAGAACCCAAAAAUGAUCAUCUGAUGCUCUCUCUCUGAUGGCAGACACAGAGGCCCAAGCUGAGGCUGAAGCCAAAGCUUCAAUUUCAGCAGUUACAAAAAAAACACAACCCUAAAAUGGCCACAUUAAUAACCAAAACGGUAAAAAUAUCAAUAAUUGUCACGAUCAGUGUAUCAGUUUAUCUACUGGUGAAGGAGCAUAGAAUUCAGAACUGCACAAAUGUACAGAUCCUGUGGGUGUGUUGUGUUACUAUGAUGGUGUGUGUCCAUGCUCAACAGCCUUGGGGACGAACACUCACAGGCAUGAAUGUAAACUGCCAACAUUUUAGGUCUUAGAAAGAUUUUUUAUGUUUUAAAUCUUUCCUGGUUGCUUUUUUACUUUAUGAAUGAGAAGAACAGUGGGGGAAAGGGUAAAAAGCAGCUAUUGGUUCUUUCAUUAAGUGACUAAACCACUACAUUAGAUGUUAAACAUUUUGUGUGAUUGUAAAUAGCCGUAUCUCUACGUAUUGUUAAUGUAUUAUUUACUGCAACCUGUCAUCUUUGCUGGUUUUAACCAACCCUGAUGGAGUUCAUUUUUGUCUCAGAAGAUGGCUGUCGCCUGGAAUGUUCCACCUAACGAGGAGGGCGAGGGGUGAGGGAGGAAUGUGCCACAUUGGCAGUUAAAUGGGGGGGUGUGGGGGGGGUGUGGUGGGGCGGCGGGAGGAGGUCUGCAGCAACAGAGCUCCACAGCAUGGACUCCCUCUCUCUCUCUACCUCUGGUGAGGAUUUUGCUCCACUGUGGCAAAUACAGAAGGACUCACUUUGGACUGAGGCCACAGGUGCCAAGAACACAUAAGCACUUGUAGCACAACUGUGUCUUGUUUUGCUAUUACAGUACAGAUAGUUUUGAUUUUUUACAUUUCCUAUGAAGAAUAUGGAUAAAGUUUCUCUUUCUCCUGUAUUAUUGACUGUAUGUAUCACAGCAUAUAUACAAGACAUGAUACCAUAGUGUAUAAUUCGUACUACGACCCAUGGCUAUUUUUGGAGGUGAAAUUUGCCAAAGGUGACAGUAAUUGCUGCAUUUUUAUUCCUUAUGUGGCUAUGUUUUGUUUAACACAAUCCUGUACUUACUUGGUAUUAUUUGGCAAAAAUCCUGCCCACGUGCCAUCUAAUCAAGCAAUAAAUACAAACAAACAGACGAAACCACAAAAUAAUGACAUACUAUCAACGAUGAUUUUAUUAAAUACAUGAAAUGCUGCAUUGAUGUUAUAUCCCUUAUACUGUACCUAUUAAUGAUGCCGUCACAGUAUUGGCAUUGCGACAUUACCACUCAUUAUAUCGAAGCCGGAAGGGGUGUUUGAUUGUAAAAUGUUUCUGUUUUUUGUAUUUUUCUUUACAAGGAGGUGUCAAAGGUGUGUUUUUCUAAAACUCAAAGUUGAAGUACACAGGUGUACCUCUGCAUAUUUGUACAGAUGUCAAUAGGAAAAGGGGUAAAUGACAAGAGGGGGAUAAUGGAUGCUAAAGAGUGAGCAGUUCAAGCAGACAGGAAAAAGAUGGCGUAGCCACACUCUGAAAGUGCAAUCUGCUGUAAGUCUCUCAACUGAGCUUUUAUCUAACCACAAAGACUUCCGGUUAACUUGUAUCACUGAGACAUGCACUGCAACGUCACUACCACCACUCUGUUAGUACGAUUGAAAAUAAUCAAACAUGCUGCAGCUGCCAGAAUCGCAACUAUCAACCAUGUUGACUUUUCUUACAAGUGAGAUUCAAUGUCUUUUUUUGAAUCUGCAAGUUAGUAACUGUAAAGUUGUAAAGUAUAUUUUACUGUAAAUAGCAUCUGGGGGUCAUUUUUACUCCUUUUGUAACAGAAACUGUGGAUUUAAAAUAUAUAAAAAUAUAUUUUAAAAGAUAUUUACAGCACUAAUAAAGAGAUUCUACAGUAGUGCAGGUGUCUUCAUCUGUAUUACCUCAUGACAAUCCCAUACUGACUAAUGGCUGCCACUUUCAGGGGCUACAGUGAACGCCAUCUUAACCUUGUGUCUCUGUCCCACGCUGAUGGGUUCAGACACAGCCUUCCUUGUCCUGCCUGUCUGCUUGAACUCUCAAGUCGUCAGAGAGAGCAUAAAACACUGCACAGCAGCAGCUCUGUUAGCUUAUAGCACACACCGGCUACGGCUAUGAAUAUCAGUGGCUCUGGACUGAGCUAUCUAGCAAGCUGCUGCAAAGCAAGGGGCUCUCUCUGCCCUGGAGCCCUGUCAUGGCUGUUGUCUGUUGCCAGGAAACCGACCCGCACAAAGCACAGCAGGGGACAGAUAUGCAGCCACACUGUGGGGAGGCAGGCAGGUCAACCAGCCGGCCAUGAUAGAGGAAUGGAAGAAGGGAUUCAUAGAUAGAUGGAUGAGAUGGAUGGACAUAGGGGGAGCAGGGGGAAUUAAAUUAUAACUGAGGGAACUUUGGAAAGCAAGGGUUAAGGGACCUGGAGGGGAAGGAGGGGUGACUUGGCUACAGUGAGGAAUUUGACGAAAGAGGCCCUUAGGCAUGUAAAGUAGAGCGGUGAGUAAACAGUGCGUGGGGAGAGUUGGGUUAGAGAGGUUACAGGAAGAGAAAGAGAGGAAAAGGGGGGUCAAAUUUAUGGACAGAUUCUCAUGUACAGUAAUAAAGGUCACGCAUGGUGUGGUGAUUUGGCAGAUUUAGAGAUUCCCAGGGAGACAGUGCUUAAGAUGAAGAUGAAGAGACUAGUAGUAGACGCUGUUGGUACAACCGGUCUGCCCGACCUCAGUGAGACUGCAGUGACAACCUGGUUUUUAUUGGGGUCUAUUAGCUUUCAGUUCCCUUUCUGCCAUUCCUUUGGAAGACUGCUGUAUUACCACACUGGGAUUACUAUUAUUAUUGUGAUUAUUAACCCUUUCUUUUAUACUGACAACAACUGGAACACUGUAUAGAUGUAAAGAUGGCAUUUCCUGCAUUAUGACGAUGAUUGAAACAUGGAUGUACAUAUAUUGUAUCAAUUAAAAAUGAUGAUGCAUUAAGCUUUUA